Mizuhopecten yessoensis (Yesso scallop) is the source of this 947-nucleotide messenger RNA. RefSeq names its product ribosome biogenesis protein slx9-like. The coding region runs from base 147 to 779 and encodes 210 amino acids. The transcript has 7 exons. The record is from RefSeq and is a predicted model, not a curated record. Gene Ontology annotation, cellular component: 90S preribosome; nucleolus; preribosome, small subunit precursor. NCBI's taxonomy places the organism in Eukaryota, Metazoa, Mollusca, Bivalvia, Pectinida, Pectinidae. Gene Ontology annotation, biological process: maturation of SSU-rRNA from tricistronic rRNA transcript (SSU-rRNA, 5.8S rRNA, LSU-rRNA).
UAUAAAAAUGGCUGCGCCCAUGUAACCUAACGUAAACAACGUGGCUUGAACGGUGUGCUUCACGCUUUUAAAAGAAUCAUCAAGAACUGUGCCGCCUUGUGAUUUCAGAGAGAACGGAUAACAAUUGUCAGUUAAAAAAACCCACAAUGGGGAAAAUGAAAAAGAAUCGACAGAAGUACCAUGCAGCAGCCAAAAAGAAAGAAGACAGCAAGGUCGAAAUAGUGGAUAUGCACGAUAUGGAAACUGACACGAAAUUUCCACCAACACUCCUAUCACCUGCAGAGAAGGAUGGCAGCCUGUUUAAAGGAUUGAAGAUAAAUAAAGAAACUCUAAAACAAGAGCUGCCUGACUUUGACACCCGCAGUACAAUAACCAGCAAGUCUCUUAGAGGCCUCAACAUGAAGAAGAAAGACAAGAGGAAACUGAAACAUGAUCUGUGGAUGAAAAAGCUAAAUUCCAUUGAUACAGCCAAAAAAGAAGCUAAGGCAAAGAAGAAAAGACAGCAAACACCAGUUGUUGGUGACAUUGGUAUCCUUGGCGAUGCCUUGCCGACCCUUGACCUUCUGUUGAAGGGGUCUACUGGGCCAAAAUCAAGUGACAAUAAAGAAACGACUAAGAAAUGUAUCCCAAAAGAAAAGCAACGGAAGAAACAAAUGAUGAAUGACAUUUCUCUGUUUAAACAAGUGUUAGCUCAUCCCUCUUUCAUCGAAAACCCCACAGACACUAUUAAAGAACAUUUGCAAAACAAACUACUACAGGAACAGGAAAUGGAUACGUAAUGCUUCAGUGCUGUUUUUGUGAUUUUUAUAGCAAUAUGUUGUACAAUUUUAUAUGUAAAUGAAUCAAUCUACCUGUGGUUGGGCUAACAAUUGGUAUAGGACUUUAAUAAUACCAAGGCAUUACUUUGAUCUUUUAAUUCAGUAAAAUUUGUUAUCAAAUUAAAUUCA